Messenger RNA from Pocillopora damicornis (cauliflower coral), 879 nucleotides. RefSeq names its product aquaporin-12. Gene Ontology annotation, biological process: transmembrane transport. Gene Ontology annotation, molecular function: channel activity. Lineage: Eukaryota; Metazoa; Cnidaria; Anthozoa; Scleractinia; Pocilloporidae. Gene Ontology annotation, cellular component: cytoplasm; membrane. The record is from RefSeq and is a predicted model, not a curated record.
AUGGGAUUUCUGUGGUCAUUAGCAGCUAUUUUUGCCGGGUAUUUUAUCGGUGAAAUCGUUCGCCUUGCCCUCCGACGAGUCCUUCCUGAAGUGUACUACCCAUACGCCAAUGAACUGAUCUCUACCUUCCAGUUGUCAGUUUGCGUCUUCGAGAUUUCCGUCAUCGGAAGAUUCUACAAUCCUUGGAUUGCGCUGUGGUGUUCUUUUGUUCUGCUUUCUGUAAAAAAUUUGGGGUUUGUUUUUGAAGGAGCCUUGGCGAAUCCUUGCGGGCUUUUAGAGGAUCUAGUUUACGAUCAGGGAUGGCUCACGGAUAAUCUAGCGAAAAUCGUCUUCCAAGUUUUAGGCGCGCUUUUGAGUUUUCCGUUCAUUCAGAUGCUAUGGCUGUCGACAUGGAGUGAACUACAUUAUCAGCAAGUCAAGAAAGGCCUUCGAUCUACGCUCGACGUUUCCCUGUUGUAUGGAUUUUCGAUCGAAAUCUUGGCCACUUUCGUGUCCACCACGAGCGACUUCUUGUCACGUGGCACACUAAGAAGGUUCAACCCAGUGAUUCGAUCGGUGGUCUGUGUCCUUCUCAGCUUUUUUCUAUCCGAAACUACUGGAACGUGGAUGAAUCCUGCGCUGGCUACGGCCCAAACGUUCGUUUAUUGUUCGAGAAAAGAGGUUAUUACCGAGCACCUGUUCGUGUUUUGGCUCGGACCGAUCAUCGGAACACUCGCGGCUAUCGAAAUGAACACUUUAUUUCUGAAGCCUUCAGUGAAUACCCAAAGAACAAAGAAUAGCUUAGCAAAGAAGAUCAAGCAAUCUUCAGCUAAGAAUCAUCGGAAUAGAGCAGUGAAUUCUAACAGCGAACAAAAGGAAAGACUUGCAAAAAACGCGUAA